AUGCCCCCGGGCCCUCGCCAAGCAGGUGGCAGCGGCAACGGGGGCGGCUACGGCGCCAGCGCCAGCACCAGCAGCGGCAGCAGCACUAGCACCAACGGCACCAGCACCACCAGCACCACCAGCACCAAAACCACCGGUACCAGCACCAGCACCGCCGUCCCUGCGCCCCUCAAUCCCCACAAGAGGCGCCGCCUCCAGUUCACCUCGGAACUGCCCGUCACCAUCCCGCGCUGGAACCCGGACGGCACAGAGACCCAGGAGUGGCUACGCUACCAGUCCAACCUCCGCCUCAAGUCGAAAUGGGACUCCAUCUGCCAGAAGUUCUCAAACGCACACCUCCUCCCGCAGGACGAGAUCCACCUCGGAGACGAGCGGAAGGGCGAGGAAAUGAGGGUCAUCAAGGACCGCGGCAUCCUCCGCCAGGUCACCGAACCCAUCGAGUUUGGCAUGUUCCACAUCCGCGACCAGGACCUUAAACACGUCAGAAUCGUCGGCGGCCGCCCAAAGGACAAGCGCAGCGUCAAAGGCACAGACGGCGACUCGAGCAGCGAAGACGAGCUCGCCGAGUGGACCCACACCGUCCAGUUCUCUCGCAUCGCCAGGCCGCCCACCGCCGCGCCCAGCAACCGAAAUCGCAUCGCCGUCACCGCCAACGGCCACGACGAUGCGGGCUCACAGGACGCACAGUUGGCCGAGUUCCUCGAGGCAGAGGCUCGCAGGCGUGCGCUCGUUGACCAGCACAGCCUCGACAGCGGCGAAGACGAGAGGGACGAGGAGGAUGAGGACGACGACGAAGACGAAGUCUACGACUUUGCCGAUCCCAACUGGGACAAGGGGCUCGCCAGCCCCCUCGAUGAUCCCGAACCCAUCCCGAGCUCGAACCGCGACCCUUCGCCGACGUCGUCUGCCGACGAGUUCGACAUCAUAAGCGCUAUGAGCGAUCCGGAAGAGGACGCCUUUGAUCGCUGGGCCUCGGACAAGCGCCAGAACGUCGAGGACGUCUUGACGGCCCCUGAGCCGUUUGCCUCGAUCCCGUUUGGCGACAUGGAUGGGCUGGCGGAAUGCAUCGAGCGUCAUCUAGCCGAGCAGGCGCCGCCGGACUUUAGACGACCCAUUGGAAAUGGACUCUUACCCUCUGAUGCCGUCAUCUUCGCCACGGGCGCAGCCGACGAGGGCGACGUCAGCCUCGUCGCUGGACAUGCAGACGACGCCUUCUUCGCAGCGCAGAAAGAAGCAGCAGACGCCACGCAGGCAGACGCCCGCGCCACUGCAAAAGGCAGCAGCCACGCCUCGGGCCAGCAUCGCCGCAGCAACCUCGCGCCCGGAUUCAGCCUCGACACCGACACCUACACCAACACCGAUACCAACGCCGACACCAACGCCGACGCCGACGAAGCUGACGCCGUCGAGGCGGAGCAGGAAGAAGACGGUGACCGCAGCUGCAACACCAUUGGCCGCCGACUUGAACGACGACAACGGCGAUGGCGAUGA
Pseudozyma flocculosa PF-1 is the source of this 1491-nucleotide messenger RNA. RefSeq lists its product as uncharacterized. Lineage: Eukaryota; Fungi; Basidiomycota; Ustilaginomycetes; Ustilaginales; Ustilaginaceae. The coding region runs from base 1 to 1491 and encodes 496 amino acids. Gene Ontology annotation, cellular component: nucleus. The transcript is spliced from 2 exons. Gene Ontology annotation, molecular function: histone binding. The record is from RefSeq and is a predicted model, not a curated record.